Monoraphidium neglectum is the source of this 714-nucleotide messenger RNA. Its product is annotated as putative Protein BUD31. Lineage: Eukaryota; Viridiplantae; Chlorophyta; Chlorophyceae; Sphaeropleales; Selenastraceae. Bases 1 to 714 code for a protein of 237 amino acids. Gene Ontology annotation, cellular component: spliceosomal complex; nucleus. The record is from RefSeq and is a predicted model, not a curated record. The transcript is spliced from 2 exons. Gene Ontology annotation, biological process: mRNA splicing, via spliceosome.
AUGGCCGCGCUCAGGCGCAAGCUCAAAAAUAAGAAGGCUCCGGAGGGCUGGAGCCAGAUAGAAGACGUCAUAGACGACUUUGAGCAGCAGAUGAAGGACGCCGUCAACGAGGAGCACGAGGGGAAGCGCAAGAACGAGUCGACGUGGAAGAUCCACCGCCUGCACUGGGAGAAGAACCGCUUCAUAUAUGACCUCAUGUACCAGCGCAAGGUCAUGUCCAAAGAGCUGUUUGACUGGCUGGUGCGCGAGAAGAUCGCCGACGGCGCCCUCAUUGCCAAGUGGCGCAAGCCCGGCUACGAGCUGCUCUGCUCCAUGCUCGCCAUCCAGAAGGGCAACCACAACUUUGGCACCACGUCCCACUGCCGCGUGCCGCUGAACAAGCGCGCCUCGCAGCAGCGGGUCACCCCAGACGUGCAGACGGGCUGCAUCUGCUGCGCCUCGGGGUGGGGCAAGUUUGGCGGCCCCAUCUGGUGGAACACGCCGCUGGACGAGGACGAGGACGCGGCGGGGGGCGGCGGUGGGGGGGAGGGCGCGGAGCACAACCGCGCAACCUGGGGGCCCGCAGGCGGCGGCGGCGGCGGGGAGGGGCCGUCCCGGAAGCGCACGGCGCGGGAAGAGGAGGACGAGGAGGACGGCAUCCCGGAGGAGGUGCAGGCGCGGCUGGCGGCGAUGCGGAAACAGAUGGCGGGCGGCGGGGGCGGGGGUGGCGCAUGA